AUGGAUGAUGAUAACUGUCUUCAACUGAAUGAUGAUCCAAUUCAGUUUGUUCCUGCAAGUGUAAGCAAAACAACAAAUGUGUUUUACGAUGAGAUAACUGGACAGAUAAUUACUGUUCAUUCUGGUGAGUUGACUGAAAUAAUUGUAACAUCAAGUACACGCUAUAGAGAAAAUAUGGUGUUUAAAAUAGAAGAUCGGGGACCAGUAUCUUCAAUAAAAAUGUCCCUGGACUGUAAAAUAUUAACAAUGAUGAGAACAGCAUUAUCCGUGGAAUUAAUGGAUAUUGAAGAAAAUACAUUACAAAGUCCUUAUUUUUUGUAUUGCAAAUUCAAAGGUGCCAAAUUGUUGGGCUUUAUUUGGACUGGUAACAACGAAAUACUAUUAAUUAGUGAUAAAGGUGUAGAAUUAUACCAGGUUGAAGGCCAUGGACCUAAGCAACGCAUAGUUUUUUCAAAAUCUAUAAAUUUGCAUGUUAAUUGGUUUAUUUACUCAAAUCACUCAAAAAUAUUACUACUGUCUAUGAAUUCUUUUGGAGAUUUUCAACCCCUUCAUAUUUUACCUGGAAAUAUAAACAAACUGACAAAAUUAGAAGAUAUUUCUCUUAAUAUACCAAAUCAAUCAAUUAGUGAACGAAAUAUUGUAAUGACAACUGUGUACAACAUACUUAGGAUAUUAGUUUUACCAACAAGUCAAAGUCGCAAUGAAAUAAUAGUUUAUACAUUAAACAAAAUGAUGACGUUUAAAAAAUCACAUAUUCUACGAUUGACACACAAUGGUAAAUUGUUGAUUAAUGUAGUUGAUAAUUUGAUUGUCGUUCAUUACCAACAAACAAAGUCUUCUUCUGUAUUCGACAUAUAUAUGGAAGCUGCAAAAGAACAUGCAAUAUCACAUUAUUUACCUAUCUUAGACGAUCUAUCAAUUAAAAGAACAGUUCCUAGAGAAGGAGGAUCACAUUAUGUUUCUCAUCUAUGUAUCCUUUUUAUAAUUAAAAUAUAA
Messenger RNA from Macrosiphum euphorbiae (potato aphid), 996 nucleotides. The record is from the annotation of a GenBank genome assembly. NCBI's taxonomy places the organism in Eukaryota, Metazoa, Arthropoda, Insecta, Hemiptera, Aphididae.